GCUGCCCCUGUGACGUCUUCAAACUCCUUUUUCUAAUCUGAUUACACACACACCGAGCUCGCAGCUGUUCAUCCAUCAACACCUUCAAGGCAUUAAUUAUCAUCGCCAUCACUCCAAACACAUCCGUCUCUGUGUCUCUCUCUCCAGAGUCUCAUCGUCGUCUUUACUCACCUUACCCCGCCGCUCACCAUGGCCUGCUGUGGAAAAGGUGACAAGUGUUGCCAAGCAUCGGCCUCGUCGUCGUCGAAUCACUCCAACGCAUCUUCGUCGUCAUCGUCGUCUACACCUACCGCCGUGCCUCUACCAUCCGCUUCAAAGAAAGUGCCUGGAGAAUCCAAUGUAGAUCCCACAAAACCCAUAUGGUACCUUGAUAACCCGACUCCAGCCCCUCAGACCAGACGACAACAACUCCAAGCGUUGAUGGCUGCUGAACAACCUCUCGGGAGCAAAUGUGGAGUUCAUGAAGAUGGAGAAGAGAGGGGAACAUGUUGUAAAGAGCUCAAGGGGGAAGAUGAAAGACAUCUAGUGGCUCCAGAGAUCGUAAGGGAUGUGAUCAUCGGACUCUCCGAUGGUCUCACCGUCCCUUUUGCCUUGACUGCGGGAUUGUCUUCCCUCGGAUCAUCGAAACUCGUCGUCACGGGUGGAUUGGCGGAGCUAUGUGCAGGUGCCAUCUCCAUGGGUCUAGGAGGGUUUCUCGCAUCUCAAGCUGAACUGGACCACUUUCAUUAUCUCCAAAGACAGACUUCUGCCCGAGUCCUCAGAUCAUGCUCUGGCGAGAUGGAAAGGGAGGUUCACUCGAUUCUCGGUCCACUUGGGAUCAAAGAACCUCUGUCGCGCUUGGUCGCCGAAGAUUUGAGGUCUGUAGAAGAGGACGUCUGGGGCGACAGAGCAGACGGCGCAGAAGGAACGGAAGGGGUCAUUGGUGCCACGAAUGGAGGAUCCCCCCAACGGAGACAGAGACAGACCAAAGGUUCAUGGUGGAAGUUUGGUCGUGCAGGUGAAAAUGACCAAGAGGAAGAAGGAGGCUUGAGGAGAGGCUCAGAGAUGGGUCUUACAGCGUUCUUGCUCAAAUUUGGCGAAGGCUUAGAGGAAGUCCCUCAAUCUCGAUUAUGGAUCUCCGCCCUUACCAUUGGAAUGUCUUACUUUAUCGGGGGGCUCAUUCCUCUGAUACCAUACAUGGCGACGAACGAUGCAGAGACGGGUUUGAUCAUCUCGUGUAUAGUCACUGGAGUCAUCUUGUUCAUCUUUGGAGCGUUCAAGACGUACUUUACCGGUGCCACAGGUGGAUUCGGUGGCUACCUGUACGGAGCCACCAGCACGAUGAUCGUCGGUGGACUCGCAGCUGGUGCUGCGUUUGGUCUCGUCAAGGUACUCGGUGUGAAAGAAUGAGCUGGGCGAAGAAGGAAGAAGGAUCACAAAGACGAGACAAGGAAGUCGAUAUUUCUAGAAGACUGGGUUCUUUGCCUGUCAAGCC
Molecule: messenger RNA, 1474 nt
Organism: Kockovaella imperatae
Lineage: Eukaryota; Fungi; Basidiomycota; Tremellomycetes; Tremellales; Cuniculitremaceae
Product: VIT family-domain-containing protein
Exons: 6
Coding region: 190-1389 (399 amino acids)
Biological process (GO): intracellular manganese ion homeostasis
Cellular component (GO): fungal-type vacuole membrane
Molecular function (GO): manganese ion transmembrane transporter activity; iron ion transmembrane transporter activity
Source: RefSeq, a predicted model, not a curated record